UUGACAGGUGGUGGCAGGAACCUACUGUGUGUUUCUGAGAUCCUCGAGCGCAUUUUUCAAAUAAUUAUCUAAAUUUAAGAAAAAUCUUACAAAUUAGUCACUUAAAUUUUUAAUAAGUAUAAGUGCGUUUAAUAAUUUUUGGUUUGUGUAUGUUUUUACAUGUUAUGUAAUAGUUUCUUCAUUAAUAAUUCUAAUUUGAAUUUCGUCAGAUUUGCGCUGAGGAUUUACAGUGGAUGUGUCUUCAUAUAUUCAAAAUGUUCUCCAAAGGUUGUAUAAGAGUAAAACAAACCCUAAAUUUGCUGCAAACCCAUAGAAGACCGUUAUCUACUUUUCGUCGAGGGGUUAAUUUCUUUUUCAAGAAAAAUUUAUUGUUUACUAAUAGUAUUACAUCUGGUGGAUUUAUGUUUCUUGGAGACAUGAUACAACAGGAAAUAGAAUAUCAUGCUAAAAUCAUACCUUACAGAUAUGACUGGGCACGUUUAGGUAGAAUGUUCAUAGUUGGAACACUUGUGGGACCUUUGCAUCACUUUUACUAUAUACAACUAGAUAAAAUUUUACCCCAAAAUAAUCUGAAAACUGUGGCAAUGAAAAUAAUAUGUGAUCAAGUAUUUGCAUCUCCAGCAACUAUUGUAUGUUUUUUCUAUGGAAUGGGAGUGCUUGAAAGAAAAUCUUUUGCACAAAGCACAGAAGAAAUAGGACAAAAAUUCAAAUAUGUUUAUUUGGGUGACUGGUUAUUUUGGCCUCCAGUACAAUUUGUUAACUUUUACUAUUUACCAACAGAAUACAGAGUAUUUUAUAUCAAUAUUGCAACAAUGGUGUUUAACGUAUUUUUGUCAUACAUGAAACAUUUUGACCAGCACUAAUUAAUGUUGCAUAAGCAUAGCACAAUUUAAUAGACAUAUUCAUAACAGUACAAAUUUUAUAAUUGUAUACAUAUUUAGCGUCAUGAUAUAUUAUCUUAAUGUGGAGCAAUUUAUGGAAUAAAAUAGUGAAGGGCCACAAACAUAUUUUUGUGGCUGCGGAAUUUAAAAUUUACCUUUUCUAAAACUUUCUUAAAAUUAACUUUUCUGAAACUUUCUUAAAAUUCUGAAAGAAAAACCAUAUCCUAAAAGAUAUUUUUAGUAAUGUAUGAAGUUCAUUCAUAAAAUUAAGAUAAAUCUGAAAUUUGAAUAUUUUCUUAAACGUUUUACUGUUUUCUACAGUAAAACUAUGGCAACGGACUGUUGAAAAACAGAUCCUACCUAUUAAUUUCUAUUUGAAGGUGGAAUAAUGAAUAAUUAUCUUUUUCAAAUAAGUGGGUAAAAUACUCUUAUUAUUAUUCUCAAAACCUUGUUUUAGUAACAACAAAUUUUCAUUAUUAAAUUUUGCUUUAGUAUUUAGGAAUAUUUUAUUUUUAUGAAUGAAUAUCAUAAAGGAUAUUUGCUUUGAAACAUUGGUAAGGAUAGGCUUUUCUUAAAUAUAAGAAACUUUGUAUGUCGGUGCUCCUCAAAAAGUAAUUGUAAUGGGCGCAAGAUACCAUAAGAUAAAUUGUGAUACAAAUUAUCUUUUAUUGUUGUAUUUAUUGUAAGAAUCCUAAAUAAAUAUAUUGUUUUAAGA
Molecule: messenger RNA, 1596 nt
Organism: Amyelois transitella
Lineage: Eukaryota; Metazoa; Arthropoda; Insecta; Lepidoptera; Pyralidae
Product: mpv17-like protein 2
Exons: 3
Coding region: 234-863 (209 amino acids)
Biological process (GO): mitochondrial ribosome assembly
Cellular component (GO): cytoplasm; membrane
Source: RefSeq, a predicted model, not a curated record